Alnus glutinosa is the source of this 831-nucleotide messenger RNA. RefSeq lists its product as uncharacterized. The transcript has a single exon. Bases 1 to 831 code for a protein of 276 amino acids. NCBI's taxonomy places the organism in Eukaryota, Viridiplantae, Streptophyta, Magnoliopsida, Fagales, Betulaceae. The record is from RefSeq and is a predicted model, not a curated record.
AUGAACAACGAAGACCAAGAACUCAGCCGGAAGAGAAAGAGCAGCAGCCAAGAUUUCCAAAUCACAACAAGAAGGUCGUAUCCAGAGCUCGAGGAUGACGAAACCGAUGUGCAGCUUACUCUCUCUCUUUCCUUUCGACCCACCAAGCCUAGAAGAGCUCUGUCGGAAGACCAACUCCAGCCGCAGCCGCAGCCGCAGCCACAGCCACAGCCACAGCCGCAGCCGCAGCCGCAGCCGCCAGUCAUUGCUCAGACAUCGUUAUCACUGCCAGUGUACCGACAGGAGGGCGGCCCGUCUCGACGUGUUCGGCGUAGCCCGGCGCAGGUGCUGCGGGAGGGAAAAACCGAUAUAGUGCCUGCUCCAUUCCCAUGGGCGACCACUCAUCGAGCCACAGUCCAUAGCUUGAAUUACUUGCUGUCAAUGGAAAUCGUUACCGUCACCGGCAACGUCCAGUGCAAGCGGUGCGAGCGCCACUACGAGAUGGAGUAUGAUCUGAAAGAGAAGUUCUUUGAAGUGGGUUCUUAUAUCGCGAACAACAAGAGCGCCAUGCACGACCGGGCUCCGGCUGUGUGGAUGAAUCCGGCUCUUCCUAAGUGCAAGUUCUGUGGGCAAGAGAAUAGCGCGAAGCCGAUUAUUUCAGAGAAGAAGAAGGCGAUCAACUGGCUGUUUUUGCUUCUGGGGCAAAUGCUUGGUUGCUGUACGCUUGAGCAGUUGAAGUAUUUCUGUAAGCACACCAAGAAUCAUCGGACGGGUGCCAAGGAUAGAGUUCUCUAUCUCACAUUCCUUGGACUCUGUAAACAACUUGAUCCUGAUGGCCCUUUUGAUCGAUAG